GCGCUCGCCCAGCCUCGGGACGUCGGCAGGGCAGAGAAGUGAGGCAUUGUCCCCGCGCAGUGUCACCCCACGAGCACCACCCCCGCCCAGGCCCCGGCUGGUGCCAGCUGCCGGCUGGGACACAGCGGCUGUGCCAUGGCCGGACUGCUCCGGCCAGCAGUAACCCUGCUCCUCCUCUGCUUUGCUGUGCGUCUCGAGGCCAGCCCGGAGCUGUCCGGGUAUCUGCGCAAGGUGCUGAGGAACCACACUGCCCACACCUGUGAUGGAGAGCAGCUCCUCAUCAUCUGCCCUCAUAAAACCACCAUCAGCAUCCUCGGGGCCUUCUACGGGCGUCGAGUGCCCAGCACCAGCCUUUGCCCCAGCCCCGACAAUGCCUCCCAGGAGAGCACCGAGUGCACGUCUGCCACUGCCCACCUGAAGCUGCUGGCUGAGUGCCAGGACCAGCAGUGGUGCCAGUUCUCAGUGCACAGCCAGGUCUUUGGACCAGACCCAUGUCCUGGGACACACAAGUAUCUCAUCGCAUCCUACAAAUGUCGGCCAGGGAACCAUCGGGUCAAGACCGUGUGUGAGAAUGACAAGCUCAGGCUGCAAUGUCGACCAAAAUCCAUCCUGGCCAUUUAUUCUGCAAGUUAUGGACGAUUCCUGCGGGGCAAACCAGAAUGUGAUGUCUUAAACACAGGAGAACCCCAUAUAGAGUGUGUGGCUCCAGAUGCUCUGCGCAGGGUCUCCAAGAAGUGCCACCGCAAGGGGAACUGCACCGUGGCUGCUGACAAGGCCACCUUUGGGGACCCGUGCCUCCCUGGCAUGAAGAAGCAGCUGCGAGUCUCUUACACCUGUGGUGAGAGCUCCCCACAGAGCCAGGGGCACAGGGGCUACUGGUGGAGUGUCUGCUCUGCCCACCCCAUGCCAGUGCCCAAGCAGCUGCUGGAGGAGGUGGGCCCUGACACCUCAGACCCCUUCCUGCUCUCGGACUACAUACACGGUGGCUGGUACAAAGGGCCCAGGUUCUCCAGGCUCCAGGAAGACCGCAUGAUUUUUACUAGCUCUCUGGCAGCUUUUGCUCACCUUUGGGGUGUUCCAGAGAAAGUUGCCCUCUACUUUCUUUGUGGAGUCUCAGGAGGCCUCAUGCUGCUGCUGUGCAUCAUCAGCCCCAAAACAACCUUCCUCCAGGAGGUGAGGGAGGCUCUCAAAGACCCAGAGCUGGGGAGCAGCUCAGAGCUGGGCAGGACAAAGUUGCGGGAUGAGCAGGAUGAAGACAUCCCUGAUGACAGCUCCUCAGACUCCUCCUUCCGCCGCCUCACCCGCACCUACCGGGCCACUGACAGCAUCUUCGGCCCUGAGCUGACGGCAGCUAUGGAGGGAGCAGUGGAGCACCAGGGCCACAGUGGGGAGGAGAUCUGGAUGCCCAAGGAGUCAAGCCCAUAUGCCAUACACAAGAUCAAAUCGGCCACCAAAUAAGAACUGGAAGAAAAUGGUUAGAGAGCAGGAGAGGAGUGCAGGCUCAGUGGGAUCCAACAUCAGAGAGACAUAAGAGUUCAGGCUCCUUGGGGUGACUGGACAUCCCGAGCAGCAGCAGGGUCAUGGCAGCUCCAGUGUGUCCAUCAACCAGCUGGGGGUGACAUGCAGACCCUCAGUGUGUUGAGGAGUUGUGUAAUGGUUCUGUGGGCCAUGGGCUCCUUUGCCACAGAUGCCACCAACCCUAACCUAACCUCCCUGUUCUCAGCUUGCAUUGUCUGGCUCUAGAGUUUAACCCUGAUCAGCUGUGCCAAGCCCACCCUGAGCCCUUUGAAGCUGCUUGCUCCUAUUUCUCCUUGGGUACUGGCUUCCACUCCUGGUGCUGCAAACACACCCUGCACUCAGGCACUGUGUCAGCAGUGGAGAGGAAGGAAUGGCGAGGAUAUAGGAAGAGGCAGGUGCAGUGGGUGUGCAAGCACAGCAGGCAUCACCAGCACAGCCCCACCACGGUGCAUGCCAUGCAGCCCUGCUGUGCCAAGGGAGCUGCUCCUCAGGCUGGGGCCACGGGCAGCUCAGCAUAACACAGGCUGUCACCUACCUGCAGGCAUUCAGGAGCUCUGUCACCCCAUGUUGCUCUAUGCUUUCCUCUCUACUCUCCCCAGUGGCAGGAGAGCCCCAAGUUUUAACUUGCUGUGUUUUGUUCCAGCGAAUAAAUGCAACAGCUCUUAGGCACAAUA
Molecule: messenger RNA, 2192 nt
Organism: Passer domesticus (house sparrow)
Lineage: Eukaryota; Metazoa; Chordata; Aves; Passeriformes; Passeridae
Product: protein eva-1 homolog C-like
Exons: 8
Coding region: 136-1458 (440 amino acids)
Molecular function (GO): carbohydrate binding
Source: RefSeq, a predicted model, not a curated record